Molecule: messenger RNA, 2357 nt
Organism: Alternaria alternata
Lineage: Eukaryota; Fungi; Ascomycota; Dothideomycetes; Pleosporales; Pleosporaceae
Product: MFS general substrate transporter
Exons: 3
Coding region: 310-2058 (582 amino acids)
Biological process (GO): transmembrane transport
Cellular component (GO): membrane
Molecular function (GO): transmembrane transporter activity
Source: RefSeq, a predicted model, not a curated record
UAAAAGUGUUUGGUUCUCAGUUUGUUGGUAGACGUGUCUUAUCGAUAAGACGCAGCAUCCUCGGCCAUUUCCCAUCUGGGCGUCGAUCUCCAAGCCCUCGUCAUCCCAUCAAUUGAUCAGGGUCCAAGUCCCUAUUCAAAACCGCUAUUAACCUAGGCCAUAUCCCGUCUUACACCUCCAGAAACCUCGCCAUGUCUCACCCUGAACAUUCUAGUCAUUCCAUCCAAAUCCGACACCCUCGACCGAGGUCAUCCGAAGUCGCAGACCCUGUGAUGCGUCCGCGUGGGCUGAUUCUUGGCGCCCGACAAUAUGGCCGAUGAGUACGAGCUCGCUGCAGCUCCUGGUUCCUCAGCUUCAGUAAACACAACAAUGCCGCCGGAGGAAGCUGAGGAAUUACAUGGCGUGGAUGCGCGAUUGCAUAAGAGCACGCUGAGAAAGUUGGACUGCUUGUUACUUCCGUUUCUGGCGCUGCUGUUCUUGUUUAAUGCGCUCGAUAAGUCGAAUAUUGGAAAUGCAGAAUCUGCGCACUUUACGGCGGAUGUCGGACUAGAUAAGGGUGCGCUGAACACCGCUGUCGCGCUCUUCUUCGCCUUCUUCGUUGCAUUACAACCCGUCGGCGCGGCGCUGGGAAGAAGAUAUGGCAUGGUGCUCUGGGUACCUAGUUGCAUGAUUCUUUGGGGAGUAUGCACAGCGUUGCAUGCGUGGGUACGGCAUAGAUGGCAGCUUUAUACGUUGCGCAUACUCAUCGGGUGUCUUGAAGCGGGAUUCUACCCAGUCACUGUCACAUAUCUCUCCCUCUUCUACACACGCUUCGAGUUCGGCAGACGGCUCUCAUUCUUCUACGGUCAGGCAGCCGUCGGCGGUGCUCUCGGUGGCCUUAUAAGCUACCUUGUCUUCUCCCACUUCGGAAAUGAUGAGGAAGGCUCGGACAAAGAUUGGCGACCGUGGCAGGUGCUGUUUCUACUUGAGGGCACACUCACUAUCGUUGUGGCAUUCAUCGGAUACUUCUGGCUACCACACAGCGUAGAGACGGCAUGGUUUCUAACACCUGAGGAACGUCAGUAUGCAUCGGCGCGUGUUGUGAGAGAUCGAGACAUACAGAAUGCGCCUGCGGCCGUUCAAGAAGACGAGCACGAAACGGAAGAUACCUACGACGAGGAGUCCCGAGGCCUUCUUGACUCGUCCAAGCAUUCGGCCUCCACAAUCACACCAACACGACAACUGGUGGACGACCAUGGACUCAGUCCCCACGAUAUAUUAUCCGCAGUCUUCAACACCAAGAUUUGGCACAUUCUAGCCUGUAAUGUCCUGUCCGCCGUCCCGGUCUAUGCCUUCUCCGUCUUCCUCCCGCUCGUACUAGCACCUCUGACCGAGGACGCGAACCCUGCGCUCAUCAACUUGCUCACUGCACCGCCACAUAUUUGUGGAGCCAUCGUACUAUACUUCGCCGCCAGCUAUAGCGACAAGCAUCGCAUACGCCUCAAGCCGAUCAUGUUAGGUCUGCUCAUCAUGGUAGCGGGUUUGAUUCUCGUGGUUUUGCUCCCAAGCUCAUGGGCAGUACCCCGUUACAUCGCCCUCAACAUUCUCCUCUCUGGCACCUACAUUGCUUCCCCGCUUACUGUAGCCUGGAUAUCUGGUAACACACCAUCGCCCGGCAAGCGUGCAUUGCUCCUCGGUAUCAAUGGCUGGGGCAAUCUUGCUGGAGUCAUCUCAGCUAUCUUGUUUCGACCAAAAUAUGCAGCGGGUGGCUAUAUUGUGCCUUUUUGGUGGACACUUGCGUCUGUUGCAUUAGCGGCGUUUGGAUAUGUGCUUUUCUACAGACGCUUAAAGCACGAGAACGAGACAAGGCAGGGAAUUCUGCGCAAGUGGAGUGAAGAUGACGUUGAGGCAGAGAGAGUGCAUGGUAGAGGACCGCUACCGCAGCAACAGCAGUGGCUGAGGAGAGCUAUCGACGUGACGCGGUCACAUGCGAAGCUUGCCUCGAUUGGUGAUUGGCUUGAGCAGGCUGUACGAGGCAGAGAAGGUGACGAUAGACUUACGUUUGUUUAUGGACUUUGAGGCGAAGCAGCCUUACACCCCACAUCCUGACUUUAGAGCAGUCUGAAGCGCUAUUGAAGCGAUUCAAGGCACUAAUGUCACCGGUUCUCAGCCGCAGCUGAGGAGCAAUUGACUUAUAGCACGGCAAAAAAGAAAAGAAGUUACUCGCUCUUUUCGUCUAUGACUUGACUCUACUUCAUCUCGAACGGCAAAUGACAUGGCAAACACGACCAUACCUAACGGCUCACAAUAUCAUCUCUGGAAGCCCGAGCCUUUGGCUCGUGGCACGUUCUCGAUACUGUCUUCGUCACUGCUCACUA